AUGAACCUCGUCCUUGCACUUGUAAAAACCAUGUGUAGCAUGCAGCAUGCGAACUGUUGUUCUCUUUCUUUUUACGCUCCCUUAAUUGUCUUCUCCCUUGUCUGCUACCCUAUUAUCCCCUAUGUCAGUCCCGUCCAGUUCAAUAUAAGUAACUUUCGCGACAACUCAAAUGACAUACUCUACGAAGGAGUUGCGGUUGCAACGGCGUAUGGCUUCAUUGAUCUCACCCCACAAGGCCCCGUUGAACAGCGUUAUAAGGUAGGCCGCAUUCAGUAUUCCAAACCCAUCUAUAUUAGAGAUCCUAUUACUGGGAGACAAGCAGACUUCUCUACCCAUUUUUCUUUCACCAUUGAACCUUUCAGUCCCAACAAAUACAGCGACGGCCUGGCCUUUUUUCUUGCUCCUACUGGCUUUUCAAUACCACACAACUCGGCUGGUCCGUUUCUCGGAUUGUUCAAUGCCAGCACAGUCAAUGAUGGGCCUCGGAACCGAAUUGUGAUGGUUGAGUUCGAUACUUUUGUGAACACUGAGUUCGAUACUUUUGCGAACACAGAAUUUGACCCUCAAGAUCUGCACAUAGGAAUCAACAUAAACUCGAUCUUUUCAAAGGUUCAUUCCCAUUGGGAUAUCAAAUCACACAGCGGAAAUGCAACUAAUGUCGUGGUAACCUAUAAUUCUACCAUCAAGAAUCUUAGUGUGUUCUGGUCGUUCGCUGGAGAUCCGAUUUCUGUGGACAAGAAAAGCCCCUCGCUUUCUUACCAAAUCGACCUUGCUCAAGUUCUUCCUGAAUCGGUCGCAAUCGGCAUUUCAGCUUCUUGUGGCGGCGCUGGGGAGAGGCACAUCAUCAAUUCAUGGGGGUUUACUUCGGACUUGGAUACUGUACGCCCCCCGUCGACCAAUUCACCCGUAAAGUGGGCACACUACCCGUCGACCAAUUCACCCGUAAAGUGGGCACACUACAAAAUCUAUAGGUUGUUCACAUUUAUCACUGCCCCUUUAGCAAGUCUAAUGCUGAUUGUUUCAGCGGGGUCUUGCCUGUUUAUGAUCAAAAUGAGGAAAAAAUACGAGCAUUGUGCUCUGACCGACAUGGAGAAAGAGAUAAGAGCAUUGCCGAUCAAAUUCUCAUAUCAAGAGUUGGUCGAAGCUACAAGUAGCUUCUCACAGGAUCGAAGACUCGGCCAAGGAGGGUCUUGCCAUGUUUAUAAAGGACUUGUGAACAGUUUAGAUCGCCAAGUUGCUGUCAAGAGAAUCUUCACGGAAUCCAAACAUUCCGAGAAGGUCUUCAUCAAUGAAGUGAAGAUAUUAAGCCGUGCGAUACAUCGAAAUCUAGUACGAUUCAUUGGAUGGUGCCAAGAGAAAGGUGAAUUUUUGCUCGUUUAUGAAUACAUGCCUAAUGGUAGCCUUGAUAAUCAUCUCUUUGGAACUCGAAAAGUUCUCCCUUGGGAUGUAAGGUACAGGAUAGCUCUCGGGCUGGCAUCAGCCCUUAAUUAUCUUCAUGAAGAUCUAGAGCAAUGUGUUCUUCACAGAGAUAUAAAAACGGCCAACAUAUUGCUAGACACAGAUUUCAACACUAAGCUCGGUGACUUUGGAGUAUCUAAGCUGGUCGACCCCCAAUUCAUGACUCAAACAACCGAUGUGGUGGGGACGUAUGGUUAUCUGGCACCAGAAUAUCUCAACGAACGGAAGGCUACUAGAGAGUCCGACAUGUUCAGCUUUGGGGUCGUGGUUCUAGAAAUCACUUGCGGUAGGAGGACCUAUCAGGAUGGAGAAUUUCAUGUCCCACUGUACAAGUGGGUCUGGCAGCUUUACCUUGUUGGAAAUAUGCUCGAAGCAGUGGACCAGAAGCUGGAUUCAAGCUUCGAUAGGAAGGAAAUGGAAUGCUUGAUGGUGGUGGGACUGUGGUGUGUGCAUCCAGAUCCCAGGAGAAGGCCAAAAGCAGGACAAGUUAUCAGGUUUCUUCAGCUAGAAGUCCCUGUGCCCGAGCUUUCACCCGCUGCAUAUGAGGCUCCCACUUUUUAUCAGCCAUCAGCACCAAGAAUAGAUUCUUCUUCAUCUUCUUCUUCAAGUCAAGAAAUAGUUCAUGUAAAGCAAGAUGAAACAUCGGUCCCAAAGCCACACAGCAGCACGUUGAGUUUGGGAUGGAGGAGGACAAACUUGGGAGUCAGUGAAAUGGUUCCUCAUGCACGGUCCUUUUACUCUCAAUAAGACUCGGGCAUUGACCAUUUUUGCUCGUUCUUUGUUCAUUCUGUAUUCCGGUAGUAACUAGUGUUAUGUUGUAAAUGCAUUGUUAGCCGAUCUCCUCACUACACAAGCUUUUGGGGGAAAAUGGUUUGUCUAACACCUGGGACAUAUAUUUUCUCCUGCAUACCAAUUCGUAGCUUGCAGUUGAUGAUAUAGACAAAUCUGUAGGUUUGUACAACAGAACGUUUGCAUAGACAUGGAUGGGCAUUCUCAGUUUUCUGAU
Molecule: messenger RNA, 2464 nt
Organism: Eucalyptus grandis
Lineage: Eukaryota; Viridiplantae; Streptophyta; Magnoliopsida; Myrtales; Myrtaceae
Product: L-type lectin-domain containing receptor kinase IX.1
Exons: 1
Coding region: 1-2205 (734 amino acids)
Biological process (GO): protein phosphorylation
Cellular component (GO): plasma membrane
Molecular function (GO): ATP binding; protein kinase activity; carbohydrate binding
Source: RefSeq, a predicted model, not a curated record